Nerophis lumbriciformis (worm pipefish) is the source of this 1353-nucleotide messenger RNA. Its product is annotated as sialic acid-binding Ig-like lectin 15. Gene Ontology annotation, cellular component: plasma membrane. The record is from RefSeq and is a predicted model, not a curated record. Lineage: Eukaryota; Metazoa; Chordata; Actinopteri; Syngnathiformes; Syngnathidae. Gene Ontology annotation, biological process: regulation of osteoclast development; regulation of actin cytoskeleton organization; regulation of bone resorption.
AGACUCUGCCAAGCCCCCGUGUCCUAACUUGAGGGGAGCCCCUAAACGUAAAAAAAAUAUUGUUUUUUAAAAUGAAAUAUAUAAAAAUUGUCCCUCGCAUGCUUUCAUUUUGCAGUGUGCGGCCAUUAGUGGAAAAAGGUAAAGAACUCCUGUUCUAAAGUGACGGUACUUUUACUUAAGUACAAUUUUGACAACUGUAGCCACCUUUGCCUAUCUGUGCCGUAUGACAGUUAGCGUACACAAAUAUGGUGGGGGAUUAAAAUCCCAACAUAUAACUACUACUGCAUUGUCAUUCACCGUGCUCACCGUUGUAGUUUCAAAGUGGACCUCAAGAACCUGGUUCGUCAACACCACUUCCUUUGACCUUUGACUCAUGUGUCUUGUGGCGAUGUUUCAUGCAGACAAAGCUUCCUCAAAAAUCGCAAUGGAAAGACACACACACACACACGCACACACACUGGUCCGCCAUGGAGGUUGUCUUGUGCGUUGCGUUGUUGUUUGCUGCUGGUGAAGGCUCUAAGGGUAGCGAGUGGUCCGUGCGCAUGCAGGCGGAGGUGCGGGCCAUGGAGGGUUACCCUGCGGUGCUGCCGUGCACCUUCCUCCACCCGCCGCAUUCCCAGCAUUCCUCUGUGCGGGUGCUGUGGCGGCAGGAUCACGGCGAAGUCGUCUACCGCUGCGCCAGUCUGGCGGGAGCCCCCGCCUGCGAGCCCGGACCGCAGCAGGAUCAGCGGUACCGACUUGAGGGCGACCCGCGCGAGCACGAUCUGUCGCUGCGCAUCAACGGCGCCGCCCUGCAGGACAGCGGCCGCUACUACUGCGGCAUAGAGGUGGAGGGUCGCGAGGACGUGAGCGUUGAGGACAAGAUGGGGACCCUUCUGAGAGUGGAGGCUGUUCCCAGCAUCGUGUCUCUGUGGGUGGAGGGCGGGGAGCACGUUGGCUACACGGCUCUGUGCCAGGUCCAGGGCUCGCCGCUGCCCGACAUCCAGUGGCUAGGGCCGGACCGCCUUCUGGAAGGUUCUACAGCCACAACUCAGAGCGACGCUACCAGCUACCUGACCGUCAGCCAACUGCCAGGCGUGGAACUCGGACAGCAGAUCACAUGCAGCGCCUCCAAUCCGCUUGGCAAAGACAAGGCCAUGAUGUAUCUGCUGUCCCCACGGACCCUGCCAACUGACACCGGGGUACCACCCCUUCUAUUGCUGCUUCUGUCCUUGUCUCUAGGGUCGAAGGCCAUCCUGCUGGUGGGGCUGGGGGUGUGGCUCAUUCAGUCCAGAGCACUGUGUUACAAGUGACCCGCCCCGAACUCGGUCCCCACACAUUUCGACAAAGUCCAAUAAAGAUUUUUAAUCCUCA